CGCAGCACUAAGCAAAAAAACCAUGCCAGAGAAUAUAUCCUACUACGCAGAGCACCAACUGCUGCGUAAUGACGGCAUAGACUGGCGUCCCAGCCAGAAAAGAGCAGACACCGACACAAGAGACAAGCCUGAAUAUUAGAAGGGGGGAAGAAAAAUCAGAAAUCGCUACGUAUAAUAACAGAAAACUAAAGACAUCAAGUGUCACAGCCGUCUGACUGGCCUAAAAGGCUAAAUAAGGCUACAGGCGGUGUGACAGGGAGCAACUAAUAUCAGAUUGUCACGAGUUGGUGAUUUUCCCCCCUCUCCCCUUCCCUACCCCAACCCCCCUGCCCCCCCCGUCGUCCUCCAAACAAAAAUGGAGAACCAUCACGCCCACUGCAUGAACUGCAUCAGCCGGAGGUGCAUGACCAGGCCGGAGGCCGGCGUUUCCUGCGACCUCGCCAGCUGCGCCCUGGUGUGCGGCGCGGUCUUCCACGGCUGCAAGGCCGACGAGCACCGGCUCCUGUGCCCGCUGGAGAGGGUGCCGUGCCUGAACAGCGGCUUCGGCUGCCCGUUCACCGUCACCCGCGGCAAGAUGUCCGAGCACCUGGCGGUGUGCCCGGCCAGCGUGGUGUGCUGCACCAUGGAGUGGAACCGCUGGCCGAUCAGCGACGCCGACCGCACGUCGUACGAGAACCUCAGCCGGGACGUGGACGAGGUGGAGCAGCUGGACAUGGCGCUCGCCCUGCAGGACCAGCGCAUGCUCCUGGAGUCGCUCAAGGUCGCCACCAUGCUGUCCAAAAACGGCGACAACCCCCCCGGCGGCGAGAAGACGGGCGGUCCCGCGGCCCCCGCCCCCCCCGCUCCGGGCUGCCGGAACGAUAAAAUCGCCAACGGGAUAAACGGCCUGGACGAGGAGUCGUUCAGCGAGCUGUACCAGGCCACGGUGGAGACCAGCAGGACCCUGGUCGCCGCGCUGGACAUCCUCAGCAGCGCCACCAAGGAGAUGGACACGCUCAACGGGGGCGUGCCGGCCGACGGGCGGGCGGAGCCCAACGGGGGGUUCCACGGCGGGGCCGAAGUGGAGGUUGCGGGCUCGGGGAACGUCGACAUGAAGGGAAGCGACAGCGAGUCGGACUGCGAGCUGGGAGCCGUGGGCGGGAUGGACCUGGAGGCGGCCGGGGGGGCGGCGGAGGAGGAGGAGGACGCCCCCGACGGCGGGAAGACGUGGACGAAGCGCAACGGCUUUUUGGAGCCGGAGAACGGGGCGGAGGAGGAGGAGGAGAGCGGCGUGUUCGGUUUGCUCGAGCGGGACGAGAAGCCGCUCUGCAACGGCUUCCACAGCCCCGGGGACGGGCCGGACCGGAUGGACCUGGAGGUGGCCGGGGAGCGGCGCCCCGAAGCCAACGGGUCGUGGGAGGUCUUCCGGCCGGCGAAUGGGGCGGAGGCGCUGCUCAACCGCUCCGUCGCCGUGGCAGAGCAGCGGCCCUCCUGCUCCCAGCCGCCGCCGCGGCUGCCCCUGCCGCUGCCCAUCCCGCUCCACGACAUCAUCCCCAACGGCGGGGCGUACCCGCUGGACCUGGAGGACCGCUGGCUGGAGCGCAAGCUGCAGAACCUGCAGGCGCUGCGGGCCAUGGGCUCCUUCGCCUUCAGCGGCCGCCGCGCCCUCUACGCCGACUCCCUCCGCGUCAAGAUGGAGGACAAGUCGGUGGACACGUCGGACCUGGAGGUGGCCGACGACCCCAUGGGCCUGCACGGCAUCGACCUCAUCACCGCCGCCCUGCUGUUCUGCCUGGGGGACUCGCCCGGCGGCCGCGGCAUAUCCGACAGCCGCUUCGUGGACGGCUACCGCAUCGACCUGGGCACGCAGACCUUCUCCUUCCCCUCCGCCAUCCUGGCCACCAACACCAUGGUGGGCGACGUGGCCUCUGCCUCGGCCUGCGACCACGCCAGCCCGCAGCUGUCCAACCCCAGCCCCUUCCACACGCUGCGGCUGGACCUGGUGCUGCAGUGCGUGGCGCGCUACCAGACCAAGCAGCGCUCCAUGUUCACCUUCGUGUGCGGCCAGCUCUUCCGCCGCGACGAGUUCUCCUCCCACUUCAAGAACGUGCACUGCGACAUCCACGCCGGCCUCAACGGCUGGAUGGAGCACCGCUGCCCCCUGGCGUACUACGGCUGCACCUACUCCCAGCGCCGCUUCUGCCCGUCCACGCAGGGCUACCGCAUCAUCCACGACCGCCACCUGCGCUCCUUCGGGGUGCGGCCGCGCGGGUCCGCCCCGCCGCCGCCGCCCUCGCCCUCGCCGUCGUCAUCGCCCGGCGGGCCGCCGUUGCCCGGCAACGCCUGCCGCUUCGGCACGGACUGCGACCACCUGAGCGGCCUGCCCUUCGAGCUGCUGCAGCACGUGGCCGGCUUCCUGGACGGCUUCAGCCUGUGCCAGCUCUCCCGCGUGUCGCGCAUGAUGCGGGACGUCUGCGCCAGCCUGCUGCAGGCCCGGGGCAUGGUGGUCCUCCUGUGGGAGAAGAGACGCUACCCCUCGGGCCCCUCGUCCUGGCAGAUCAAAGACAAGGUGUGGCGGUUCAGCACGGCCUUUGGCACGGUGAACGAGUGGAAGUUCGCCAACAUCACCAGCAUGGCGGACCACCUGAAGAAGUGCAAGUUCAACAUGGUGGAGCGGCGGGAGGAGGCCGUCCCCCUGCCCUGCAUGUGCUUCACCCGCGAACUCACCAAAGAGGGGCGGUCCCUGCGCUCCGUCCUCAAACCAGUAUUAUGAAAAAUAACCGACAAAACACACACACGACCCUCGCUGUUUCUUCCAAUCAGAUUUAAGAGCUUAGGCACUCUGCGUAGCCUCUUUGUAAUACGAUACUUUAUCAACUGCGGAUUUACUUUUACGUGACAUAAUCUAUCACUGUGUAAAUAAAACAAUGUUUUGAUGUUAAAGUUAUUUUUUAUAUGAAAUGUCAGUACUGUGUUGCAUCGAAGCCGAACAGAAGAGCCUUAAUGUAUGAAAUAACACUUGACUUGCUGGACUUGGUAGGUUUCUAUGGAUCCAUACGGGCUUGUUGUCCCCUACAGGACUGACGUCUCUACGAUGUAGCUAAUAUUAUCUUGCAUGGUUUGGUGUUUAACAAGUGCCCUUGUUUGGGUAAUUAAAAAUAUUGUUGAGAGAAAUAUGUGCAUUUUUUUUUUUGCAAGAAACUUAAGCAUUUUUCUCUUUUUUUUUUUUUUAAGAUACUGACCAAACCUAAAACGUGCACAGUGUCCUGCUUCUCUGAGGAAGCGAUCGGAAGUACAUGUCAUGUUCUGUUUAUUCUCCAUGUGACAUUACCUUGCGUACAGCUGAAUUUUGGCCAUUGAAAGGUUGUUAGAUUGUUCUGUGAGGCUCAAAAUUUUCAUUUGGUAAUCAGUCCACAUCAAAAAAUAUGCACCUAAUUUUCUGUCAGUCUGCUGCGUGGAGAGAGGUUUAUGGGUAAUUUUGUUGUCAGUUAUAAUUUGGUAUUGCAGGCUGAAUCUCAGUGAUAUAUAUAUAGGCAGCGCUUCUGGUUUCACUUUUAAGCAAUAAACAAACAAUACUGUAGCAUAAAGAUCACUUAGCACUUUACUCUCCAGGUGUUUUCUUGUUUUUAAGUUGAUUUUUAAUUUGUUUUGCGCACAAAUGUGGACACUAAGAAAAGCCAAGUUGCGUCGGGACAUACAAAAGGUUACCACUUUCUUUUCUCCAUCUGUUUGUACUGUCAGAGAGCUCUGCAGAUACUCUUCCGACUGACGUCACUGAGGAAAUGCAACAGAAACUGUAGAUGAAAAUUGUAGACGGUAGUAAGUUUGCUAAAUUGAAAUCUUUUCUGACUCUUUGUAAGUGGUUGUACUAAAAUGAAUGGAAAUUCUCUUGGGAGAAGACAAAUUAUUUUGGUUAUAAUACAAUUUUGAGUACAAUGUUUUUUUUUUUUUUUUGUUUGUUUUUUACGAUAAGACAAAACCUCACAAUUUUUAGGGUCCCUUGAGUGGGAAAAUAUAUAUUUGCUCUGCCAGUCAUUAACCCUUGCUGUGCCUUGUAAUUUUUCAUAUACAGUAUAUAAAUGGACAGUUUACUAUAUACAUAAAGGAUUAUCUUUGUCAGCAAUGUCCAACAAUAAGAUUGAUUGCAUGUGGGUUGUCUUUUUGACUCAAAAUGUGCUGCUAAUAACUACCUGUACAUUGGAUAUGGACAGAAAUCGGAAGCGGAGAAUAGGUCUAAAAUGUCCGCCCUGACAGUGGGAAAAGCUGGUGCUUAAAUGAACGGGUAAUUCCCAAAGCUUUCACUAGAUGUAGUGACCAUACCUUAAUGUGUGUCAUUUUGUUGCGGUUUUACUAAAGGAAAUCUGCCAUCUUCCAGAUUUGUUCCAUGCAGACCUGGCUCAAAUUCUUUUUUUUUUUUUUGGAUUCAAAUACUUUUCUGUGCUCUGUUAAUCUUUCCUGGUGUAACUGGGCCUGCCAAUAUGACCAGAAGGCAGGGUUUGCACUUUUUGAGAGUAUUUAAUUGGUUCCAAUACACCAGACAAGAUCAGUAAAGUGUAGAAAUGUAUUUGAAUCCAAAACAAAUACGUAUUUGACCCAGGUCUGUUUCCAUGCUCAACAUUCUUUUGAGUAAACCAUUUAGAAGUAGAAUGCGUUUGGGGAAAAAUCAGUGGUCUGGACCAUCCACAGCGUGUCUGGACCCCGUUCAGCAUUAAAUAGCAUCGUGCUUUUUCAUUUUUGUGUGUCCAAAAUUCAGUCUCUGGUUUCACGUCUGCCCUUUUUAAAGUCUAUCAUUCAUCCCAGCUUAUACUGUAAUGGCUGUCCAGAUCCAGUUUUUGUAUUUGUAUAUCAGGGAUGUACAAAACAGGAUGGUCUUUGCAUUGAUGAAGAAUACUUUGCUCUGGUGCAUUAAAAUGUGUUCACUUGCAGCAGUGAUGGUAACUAACAUUAAAUACCAUACAGUAUUAUGUAGGUGUAUGUGUGUGUGGUUGUUUUUUGUUUUUUUUUUGUGUUAAAGUGAUAGUAGAUACUAUUUAAUGACUAGUAAGAGUUUCAAAGUUUACCAGACGAGAAAUGAAUCCGUCUUAAUAUAUUUUUUAAAACAAGAUUGUAAUUCUGGGACAAUUUUUUGAUUGGUUUUUUUUUUUUUUUUUUUUACUUAACGUAGGCUGUAGGCCACAAUUAAAAUGAAUGUGCCGGAUAAACUACAGAACGUACAGCCUCAAAAGACCGUGACAUUUAAGUGUAUUUAUACAGUCGCAGUAAAGAAUGCCCGUGGAUGUCACUGGCACCACGUUUGCAAUAAACAAUCAAUUAGGUUGUCCUGUUGUUAAAGGUCACGUUUGGUUGCAGACACACUAGAUAUGAGAUUGCUGACAUUUAUCAUUGUGGUCACUGGCUGCUAAACAAAUUUUCUGUUUGGAAACAACGUAGUAUAAUCUAUUAACUCUUAUUAGCUGUCAUUUUUAGGUAGCCAAGAUUCAUGAAGUACAUGUUUUUUUUUGUUGUUUUUUUUGGAUUUAAUUAAGCGUGACUUUUGAGAACUGCGGCUCUUAAAACGUCAUGUUCCCUGUAGUUGUAGUUUAAAAUGUUUUAAAUCUUAAAAAAGUGAAUGUAAAAAAUAAAAAAAACCACCUUCACGGUAAGAAUUUACAUUAAGACAGUGGUAGUGUUGAAUUACAAAAUGACCACCUGCGAUCUUGGAAGCAGUUUAAUUUUCAUGUACGUGAUAAUGGCCUUUCAAAUAAUUUGUCACAAAAUCAUGGUCUGUAAAAGGAAAGAAAUUACCUGCUUUUUUUGAUUUCAUUUUUUUUUUUUUAAAGAUCUGUAGCACUUUUUGGUCAAAAAUAGUCUUCCGUUUGCAUUGCCAUCACAGUAUGACGUUAUGUUCAGUACAAAAAAAAAAAAAAAAAACAGCCUUAAAGCUAUAUAAUUGGAUCUGGGGCAGACGGUAAGAACGCUGUCAUGUUUCUACAGUCAGUCUUUUAAAAACCUGCUGGUGACUCGAGAGAGAGAGAGAAAGUGUUUCCCAAGUCGUCAUCUUUCAACUGUCCAUCAAUCAGUGUAAUGUGUUUUCAGUGACCCCCCUUUGUUUUUGAAUUACAGCCUGGUUGUACAGAUGUGUCACGGCUUUGAUUGUUAAUAAAAACGGUAUUUUCCUUCACGA
Anguilla rostrata (American eel) is the source of this 6142-nucleotide messenger RNA. Its product is annotated as F-box only protein 30-like. The transcript has 3 exons. Gene Ontology annotation, molecular function: protein binding; ubiquitin protein ligase activity; zinc ion binding. The record is from RefSeq and is a predicted model, not a curated record. NCBI's taxonomy places the organism in Eukaryota, Metazoa, Chordata, Actinopteri, Anguilliformes, Anguillidae. Bases 356 to 2752 code for a protein of 798 amino acids.